UACAGUAUUGUUACAAAUGUUGACAGUAUAAAAUAUCAAAGUCACUUUUGAAUUAUCAGUGUUAUCACUAUUAAUUUAUGGAUUAUUAUCAUUCAUAAUUUAUUAAUGUGUUAUCAUUCCUUGUUUAUAGAACACAGUCCAAAGUCAUAAGCAUUCGUCUACUAUCACCAGAGUAAUGAAAUACUGUCUCAAAAACAAUAUUCUCUCUUCUAGGAAGAUAACCAGCUGUAAUUAAUUCCUUGACUCUAGUAUUGAAUAUUGUUCAAGAAACUUCAAGCUGGGGUUUUACGAGGCUCGAUUGCAGGGUAUCAUUGUGGUCUCAACCAAAUAUGCAAAUGCUAUAAACUGUGUUCAGUCCCGCUAAACUCGCUCUCUUAACACUGGAUGAGUGAUUUUUUUUAGGAAAACUGAUCUAUACGGAUUGAGUGAAGAUGGAUAGACGUACAAAGGUUAUUGGCUUUUUUGUUGUGCUACUGACAAUCUCUGGACCAUCAUGCUUUGCUGAUGAUGACUUGGAGAGUGACCGGUUUGAGGAUGAUGAACUACUGUAUCGUCCCAGGGUUGGCUAUCUCGAUCAUCAUGUACAUUUAGAAAUUCCUUCAACAUCGAAAGACAAACCACCUAAACUGCGGGCUCAACUAGGGAGAGACUCAAAGUUAGGGCAGCCCUCCAGUAUAUUGUUCCAUUCACAAUCAACCGAAUUUACUUGGGACUCACAGGGCAUUCAACUUCAAAUUUCUCGCCUUCCCAACACCAACCGAUGUCACGAGAUCAAGUGGACCAGUACAAAAAAGUCACCACUGAGAGACUGCUUCGAGAUUGGAAGAGCCAGCUGGUAUGGAGGACCAGAGUAUGUCAGUCAGGCUUGGCCUGUUGAGAAACAGAGAUUUCAGAGAAAGCCCUAUGUGAGAAAUUAUGACGUUGGCAAGGCAGAGCCAUUCUGGUUCAACUCAAAAGGCAUCAGCAUCUAUGUGAAUGAGUCUACUCAACUGUUCUACACGGUUGAAGGCGGCAGUAUCUGUCUUAUUGCGGAUAAUGAGGAACCCUAUUUGCCAAGAGAUGAGAUACUAUUGCAGUACACACUGUGUAACUUUGACAAUCCACGCCAGGCAUAUGAGUACAGCGUUGACAACUUUUUUGAUCGACCAGCAGCUUUGCCAGAUCGUCGCAUGGUUGAGUUCCCAGUUUGGGCAACCAAGGUGCACUACAGUUGGAGUGACACAAAGGUCAAUCAAACAACUGUGCUGCAGUUUGCCAAAGACAUCAUGAUGCAUGGAUUCAACUAUAGCCAAAUGGAGAUAUCGGACAAUGGGGCCAGUUGCUAUGGGACUACUGUUUUCAACACAUCAUUAUUCCCUGACAUGAAGAUGCUCACUACACAGCUGAAGGGUAUGGGCUUCAGGACAACCAUGAGGACUCAUCCUUUUGUGGAUGAGGAGUGUAUGGAGUAUGGCCCUCUGAAAGACAAGGAAUUUGUGGUUAAUGAGAGGAAUGAAGUUGGCAUGCAUUGGUGGAGAGAGGAGAGAUGGCAUGAUUGGGAGAACAAGAAAGGCUUGAUUGACUUCACCAAGCACAGUGCUCAACAGUGGUUUGUAACCAAACACAGGAAAGUUUUGGAUGACUAUGGAAUUGAUGGGUUCAAGAUUGAUAAUACUCUCAACAUUGAAGAAAUUGGCUGGUUGUCAAAGGAGGCCCGUCUGAAUUGCCCAGUGGAGAAGCAGCCACACUGCUACAUCCAAUCAUAUGUCGAGACUUUGGCAGAACUUGGACCACUAACCGAGACGCGUGUCUCCUUCAGAACACAACGACAUACUAUGUUUGUGCGCAUGUUUGACAAG
Molecule: messenger RNA, 1838 nt
Organism: Nilaparvata lugens (brown planthopper)
Lineage: Eukaryota; Metazoa; Arthropoda; Insecta; Hemiptera; Delphacidae
Product: myogenesis-regulating glycosidase-like
Biological process (GO): carbohydrate metabolic process
Molecular function (GO): hydrolase activity, hydrolyzing O-glycosyl compounds
Source: RefSeq, a predicted model, not a curated record